GAGAAUUUCAGACGUGGCGUUGGGCGAGACCUCGUGGGUUAGAUGUGCAUCGCCACCUAUUCUAUCCAUAAAGGUCAAUACAAUAAGAACGCUUGGAUUCCCACGUCCGUUCUGGAUGUGUUCGCCACUUCAUACAAUACGAAACCGCCGCUUCGCUCCCUACACUCCCUCUCUCUCGACUCUUGGUCGUCUCUGUACCAUACACACUUACGUCUACCUCGCAUUCUUCUUUUUCUUUUCUGCCUAUAUAUUACAUACAUACUCUGAGAUUGCUUCCUCUCAUCGGUACCUCACUCCUUGUAACCGAAAUUAAUUUGGAGUCUUGGGGAGAAUCACUGAAUCUGAAUUUUCAGAAUACCCAAUAGGAGCAACCAUGAUCAGUAGGAGGGCCUGCUUUCGCAAUUUGCUCCAAUCUCUAAGAACGGGUUCCACUGCAUCUAAGCUUAGAUCUUCCAAUUGCUUUACGUCAAGGACUGCACCUUCCUUGCAACCAGUGGUCGAGCUCUCUCCUGAUAGUGAUGAUGAGUACGCUGAUGUGGACUGGGACAACCUGGGAUUUUCUCUAAGACCCACCGAUUACAUGUACAUAACAAAAUGCACCGGGGGUGAUAGUUUUGAAGAAGGCCAUCUUAGUCGCUAUGGAAAUAUAGAGUUGAGCCCUUCUGCUGGUGUGUUAAAUUAUGGGCAGGGGCUGUUUGAAGGCACCAAAGCAUAUAGGAGAGAAAAUGGGCGCCUCUGCCUCUUCCGCCCUGAUCAGAAUGCCAUCCGUAUGCAGGUUGGUGCAGAAAGAAUGUGCAUGCCUUCCCCAUCCAUCCAUCAAUUUGUAGAAGCUGUCAAGCAAACUGCAUUCGCUAACAAGCGCUGGCAGAUUCCUCCUCCAGGAAAAGGGUCACUGUAUAUUAGACCUUUGCUCAUGGGGAGUGGACCCGUAUUGGGUUUAGGCCCAGCACCUGAAUGCACAUUCCUCAUAUAUGCUUCCCCUGUAGGCAACUAUUUCAAGGAGGGUUUGGCACCCUUGAACCUAUUUAUUGACGAUGAGUAUCAUCGUGCAACACGUGGAGGGGCUGGAGGGGUGAAAACCAUUACCAAUUAUUCUCCUGUUUUGAAAGCACUAACUAGAGCAAAGAGCAGAGGGUUCUCUGAUGUGCUAUACCUGGAUUCAGUGUAUAAGAAAAACAUCGAGGAGGUCUCUUCUUGUAACGUCUUCAUUGUGAAGGAUAAUGUUAUUUCAACUCCGGCUACAGGAGGAACCAUUCUUGAAGGAGUGACUCGAAAAAGCAUCAUUGACAUUGCACUUGAUCACGGUUACCAGGUUAAGGAGCAAUGUAUUCCAGUGGAGGAAGUGAUGGAAGCCGAUGAAGUUUUCUGCACCGGAACCGCUGUUGGUGUAGCUGCGGUGGGAAGCAUUACAUAUCAGGGUAAAAGGGUGGAAUACAAAAUGGGUGAUCAGUGUGUGAGUCAGGAACUGUUCUCAACGUAUAUGGAGAUUCAAAAAGGUGAUAUCGAGGACAAGAAAGGCUGGAUUCUGGAGAUUGAUUAAGCUUUAUAUCCACCUCAUCUACACCACUUGUACAUGGUACUGCUAAGAGCAUGGUAUUCCUAAUAAAAUUAAUGUUCACAUCAAA
This is a messenger RNA of Vitis riparia (riverbank grape), 1625 nucleotides long. Its product is annotated as branched-chain-amino-acid aminotransferase 2, chloroplastic-like. Bases 374 to 1540 code for a protein of 388 amino acids. Gene Ontology annotation, biological process: branched-chain amino acid metabolic process. The record is from RefSeq and is a predicted model, not a curated record. The transcript has 10 exons. Gene Ontology annotation, molecular function: branched-chain-amino-acid:2-oxoglutarate transaminase activity. NCBI's taxonomy places the organism in Eukaryota, Viridiplantae, Streptophyta, Magnoliopsida, Vitales, Vitaceae.